This is a messenger RNA of Clupea harengus (Atlantic herring), 2885 nucleotides long. RefSeq names its product F-box protein 3 (gene fbxo3). The record is from RefSeq and is a predicted model, not a curated record. Gene Ontology annotation, cellular component: cytoplasm. Lineage: Eukaryota; Metazoa; Chordata; Actinopteri; Clupeiformes; Clupeidae. Gene Ontology annotation, molecular function: protein binding.
AAAGCAGUUUAACCUUUAAUCAUUCUAGCAACAACACACCCGCGUAUCCUGGCAUGACCACAAGCAGCCGCAGAACCUUUUCCCGACCCUCACCGGUGUACACUUCAAGCGUUUCACAAAGCUUAGUUCCGCCCAUCAAUGCAUCAGGUUCCAAGAUGGCGACGUCCAUGGCACUGAGUUUGGACAAUUUACCUUCGGAUCCCUUACUGUUGAUUUUAUCUUUUCUUGAUUUCAGGGACUUGAUCAGCUGUAGCUUUGUGAGUCGUCGACUCAAUGAGCUGUCGGGCCACAAUCCAUUAUGGAAGAGACACUGUUUCAAACACUGGCUUGUAACUGAAUCGGAAAAAACACAAAAGGGGCAGACAUGGAAGGAUCUUUUCCGAUGGUACUAUGCCGAUUUGGGUCGUUAUAUAGAACACUACAGCAACCUGAAGAAGGCCUGGGAUGAUCUGAAAACUUACCUGACACAGAGAUGCCCGAGAAUGAUCGAAUCCCUCAAAGAGGGCGCUAAGGAGGAGGAACUUGAUGCCAUUGAGGCCCAGAUUGGCUGCAAGCUACCCUGUGACUACCGCUGUUCUUACCGAAUACACAAUGGGCAGAAGCUAGUGGUGCCCGGAUUGAUGGGAAGCAUGGCCUUGUCCAACCACUAUCGCUCUGAGGACCUUCUGGACAUUGAGACGGCAGCAGGGGGCUUCCAGCAGCGGAAGGGCAUGAAGCAGUGCCUGCCCCUCACCUUCUGCUUCCACACAGGCCUCAGCCAGUACCUGGCCCUGGAGAGCACUGAAGGACGCGCCCGCAGUGAGAUCUUCUACCACUGUCCUGAUCAAAUGGCCCAAGAUCCCUCAGCAAUUGACAUGUUCAUUACAGGGUCAAGCUUUACGGAGUGGUUUACCUCAUAUGUCCAUAAUGUGGUGACGGGGGAGUACCCUAUCAUCAGGGACCAGAUCUUCAGGUAUGUCCACGACAAACAAUGUGUGGCCACCACAGGUGACAUCAGUGUCUCCGUCUCUACCUCCUUCCUGCCCGAACUCAGUUCUGUGCAUCCUCCACACUUCUUCUUCACCUACCGAAUCAGGAUUGAGAUGGCCAGAAAUGCCCUGCCUGAGAAUGCCUGUCAGCUGGACAGUCGCUACUGGAAGAUCACUAACGCCAAUGGCAAUGUGGAGGAAGUGCGAGGCCCGGGUGUGGUCGGGGAGUUUCCUGUGAUGACCCCUGGCAAAGUGCACGAGUACGCCAGCUGCACCACGUUCUCCACCACGUCCGAGUACAUGGAGGGACAUUACACCUUCCACCGGCUAAAAAAGGAGGAGGUCUUUGACGUCCGCAUCCCUCGCUUCCACAUGGUCUGCCCCACCUUCCGUGAGUCAGUCGUCCGUUCUCAGAACUCCGUAAGCGAUGUCUCCAUCGCCCCCUUUCAUGAGGACAACUCUUCUGACACAGAUGACUAUGAUGAGGGGGAUCUCCGUGGCAUGAACCUGGCCGCCCCUGCAGGCCGCUGCCCACGCCACGUCUGACACUGCCCCAAGGCCCAGCACUCUGAGAGGGGCCAGUUGACCGCUUGUCAGGGCUUAACAACUGACGCCUAAGCUUUUUUUUUUUAUUAUUAUUAUUUAACUGUUUUUAGCACAGCAGGCUUUGGGAUACAGGCUGGUCUGCUUGCCCCUCUCGUCAUUCUUCCACAGCAAGUUAAAGCAACCAGUCCUCUUAUGGUGUGAUGAUGAACAAGUACAGGCGCAUUGCUUUACCUUAUUUGUUGGAAGCAAAUAGUAGGAUGUCAUAAGAUGGGUAUGCUCCUGGUAAGUUACACUACAAGUCACAAAGAAAAAUGUCUCCAACUCAGAGAUGGGUGCAGGUUGAUUUCUCCACUUCACUUCGGUCCACUUCACUCAUCUUACCAAAUCAGCUUCCCUGCAUCAGUGCAGCUGCUUUGUUUCCCAGUAAAACAAGGCCUUGCCACUAGUACUAUGAACCAGUGGACUCAUUCAGUGAUGCAACAACCAAUUAGAUCGGAUCAGAUAUUCAGAUAUCGCCACUCCAGUAUUUUGACUCCAACAUGAGACAAAACAUAAAGUAACUAUGACAAAGAUACUAAGUAUUAUGACAUUGCAAGCAUGGGGUUGAUAUAUACAAAUAUUCAUUGUAAAAUGUGGUAUUGGCCUUUAAACAUUGAUAGUUUAAAGGUUCAAGGGAGGCAAUCAACAACAUUCAUUCUAUGUUGCGUAAAGAUUGUUUUUGUACAAUUUUGUAAGGAACAGAGAAGUGAUAAGUUAAAAAAAAAAAAAAGCACAGGACUCAGAUACUACAAUAAGACCUUUAUCCUUUCGAACCCACUCUUUGGUCACUUGCUCUCCCACACAGACAAUUGAAGGUUUUUUGCGAUGUCGAAUUCCCAGGCUUCACCCUGAUUUAUUGUUGCAGUUUUUAGCUUUUUUUGUCAUCCAGUGUUUUCUAUGGAACCUGAAUGUGAAAAGGCCCCAGUCAGGUGCAGCAGAUGGAUGCACCUCUUUCUCCUUGUAUGAACACUUAUGUUUUAGUGUGAACAGAGAACUGGACUUUAUAAUGAUCUGGUUCAAACUAAACAAAAGUAUUUGAAUAAGUACCAAGUCAAGAUUUCUUUUUUCAUGUUUUGCCAAGUGUUCUACCCUUUUUGGUGUACAGUAUAUAUAUGUAUAGAGAGAUGAGGUUUUUUUUCUUUUGUCAUAUUUUUAUUGUGGGUGAUUGCUAAUUAAUGUUUUAAUUAGUUUCUCCUUUGUUUGGAAAAUAAGCUGUGCAAUAGAGCUUUCAUUUCUUUAAAUCUUUUUGCAUCAAGUGUAUCAAUUAUAUUUUUUCUUUAUAAAUGUGUGUCAUGUUUUUCAUGUUUCGGGUCAAAUAAACAGUAUGCUUUA